CGAAUUAUUCCUCCAAAUCUGGGCACAGGUAUGGUUCAGAUGAAGGGAACUCCUGUUAGUAAUGGAUCCAUAAAAGCAAGAGUUUGUGUCUCUGAGGAUAUCACAGAAGCUGACAAUAUUCAGCCGGGAGAUAUACUGAUCACAUACUCGACAGACAUCGGUUGGAGUCCAUACUUCCCUCUACUGUCGGGUAUUAUCACAGAAAUCGGUGGAACCAUAUCUCACGGGGCAGUCAUUGCCAGAGAAUACGGAAUCCCGUGUCUGAUAGCAGUGGAGGGCGCGUGUCGUGCCUUCAAAACAGGAGAUAUUUGUGUUUUGGAUACUCAGAGCUCAACCAUCACUAAAAUCCAGUAAAUCUAUUGGCAAUAUAGCAUAAAACAUAGCAUUAUACAAUUGUAUAAUCAUUAAAAUUUUCUUUAAUA
Molecule: messenger RNA, 422 nt
Organism: Oppiella nova
Lineage: Eukaryota; Metazoa; Arthropoda; Arachnida; Sarcoptiformes; Oppiidae
Source: the annotation of a GenBank genome assembly